AUGACCAUGUUCUUACCUCGUCAGUCGCUCGAGCUCGACUACACAGAACAGACUGGCCUGGAGAUCGUACAUGUCGGCCUUACGGGUACUAUUGGGGCUGCUUUGAUCGCCCACAUCAUCUCGCUUUUUUUGAACGCCUUCACGUGGAUACAGACGGUCAUUUACUUUCAGAAGAACUAUGCCGACUGGAUACUGUUCAAGGGCGUUGUCGUCGUGAUAUGCCUGCUGGGGAUCGCCCACGAGGCGCUUGUUACGCAAGGGUUGUACGUAUAUUUGGUGACGUUCCGUGGGAACUCUGCGGACGUGUUGCGCCCGCAAUGGGCAUUUGGCGCUCAAGUAUAUGUGACGGAGCUCAAUAAUGUCAUCAUUCGGAGCGUGUACGCAUAUCGAAUCUGGAGGUUAAGCAUAGGCAGACUGCAGCGUGCUGUAUCUCUCGUUAUAGUUGUGCUAUCGUGCUACGUGUUCGGAUCCAGCUGCAUUUUUGGAACCAUUGGAGUUCGCACAAUCGCAUGGUUAGACAAUCAGAACGCGACAUGGACUGUUUAUUCUAGCUAUGGCGUCGAGAUCGUCACUGACUGCCUAAUCGCGACGUCGAUGUGUUUUCUGCUUGUACGCUUGCGGACUGGACUCACCGGCUCAGACUCCAUCGUGCAGAAGUUCAUGGCGUACAGCAUUUAUACUGGCGUGCUCACGACAAUAUGCGUUGCAAUGACUCUUGCCACGUACAUAGCUGACCCGAGUUCCUUUGUAUACCUAUCCUUCUACUUCAUCUUUAGCAAACUAUACACCAUCUCGCUACUCGGCUCUCUAAAUGCACGGACACUUCUCAUAGGAGAUAGUCAACGUACAACACAGAUUCUAACGACCGCCGUGAUUCUUGAGGGUGGCUCGCAGCCAAGUCUGCUUAGCGCGGCAGAGGAAGUGGAGGUGGGGCGCUCGAGGAUGAGCAUAGAGGUCGGCGAGGAUGUGGAGGCUUGGAACCGGGAACAGAGUUGUUUGGCUCUGGAGUCGGUGAGCGUGCAGGCUUCGUCCCGUCGAGAAAACGACACUGAAUCUGUUACCGCGAGACAUGCUACGCAUCCUCAAGUGCACAUGUCGUCGAUCACGGAGGGCGGGAAGUCCUCGUUUAUCAGUACAUAG
Molecule: messenger RNA, 1140 nt
Organism: Sparassis crispa
Lineage: Eukaryota; Fungi; Basidiomycota; Agaricomycetes; Polyporales; Sparassidaceae
Exons: 20
Coding region: 1-1140 (379 amino acids)
Source: RefSeq, a predicted model, not a curated record